Molecule: messenger RNA, 879 nt
Organism: Bipolaris maydis ATCC 48331
Lineage: Eukaryota; Fungi; Ascomycota; Dothideomycetes; Pleosporales; Pleosporaceae
Source: RefSeq, a predicted model, not a curated record
AUGCGUGAAAUCUUACCAUAUCAAGGCCCAUUUAGCUUCGUUUCGAGCCGAUUGGAAACCGACAUCAAGAGCGUCCUACCCCACUACGACAAGAAGAAUCCAAGGACAUGGCCUUAUGUCACUCUGGCGACCAUCGAGGAGCGUCGCCCCUACUACGGCUACCCAGAUCUUCCAGCCGGCGUUGCUUACCAGCGGUCAGUCUUGCUGCGAUACCACGCCUUGUAUUCGGCUGAAGAUCGGAAGCAAAGCGCUUCCCUAAAUGGUUCCUUUCACGAAAGAUAUCCUUGCAACUACGAUCAAUACGAUCAGCUGAAGGACUGGGUGGGCAUGUCCAAGGCGGAGUAUCAGAGAUACAUGGAAAACGCCGCCGAAGACAUCAACGACAUCACAGAAGACGCAUACUAUGAUGGGCUACGCCUUCCACUGCGCCAACCGUGCUGCGCAAACAGCAGAUGCAUCGAAACCAGACGCGAAGCCGCCAAACUCCGAAAGGAACUCUCGCACAAGGAAAGCCAACUCAUGAACUCUCAGCAGAGCCUCAAAGAAUUCGAAGCCAUCGAAGAACGCAGACACAAUGUGUCAAGCCACGUACAGGCCGAACUCGAGAGGCAGCGACAACGUGCAGGUGCAGCAGAGCGGGAGUACGAGAUCUGCAGGGCAAACAAUAUCAACCUGUUAUGGCGGGUACGGGAGCUAGAAAGACAGGCGGCUCAGAAGGAUGAGCUGGAAGCGUAUUGCAGUCAGCUGGAGGAGGAAGUUGAUGUGCUCAAAGGGAAGCAAAGGCGAGAUGUUGUGGAGUCUGAUCCUGAUGAGGAUUUGAUGGAGGGUUAUAUAUCUAGUGCUAAGAAGACGAGGUCGUCCAGUGUAGAUUGGUCGUAG